Molecule: messenger RNA, 345 nt
Organism: Lottia gigantea (owl limpet)
Lineage: Eukaryota; Metazoa; Mollusca; Gastropoda; Lottiidae
Exons: 2
Source: RefSeq, a predicted model, not a curated record
UUAUACAGCCCGGCGAUAGAAAACCAUCCUUUAUACAAGCUAGUGAUAGAAUAUCACCCUUUGUACAAGCUAGUGAUAAAACAUCAUUCUUUAUACAACCUAGUGAUAGAAUAUCAUCCUUUAUACAACUUAAUGACAGCAUAUCAUCCUUUAUACAACCUAGUGAUAGAAUAUCACCCUUUGUACAAGCUAAAAGAAUAUCAUCCUUUAUACAACCUAGUGAUAGAAUAUUAUCCUUUAUACAACCUGGUGAUAGAUUAUCCUUUAUAUAAGCUGGUGAUAGAAUAUCAUCCUUUACACAAUCCAGUGAUAGAAUAUCAUCCUUUAUACAACCUAGUGAUAUAA